Messenger RNA from Pygocentrus nattereri (red-bellied piranha), 3960 nucleotides. RefSeq names its product coiled-coil domain containing 80 like 1 (gene ccdc80l1). Lineage: Eukaryota; Metazoa; Chordata; Actinopteri; Characiformes; Serrasalmidae. Bases 801 to 3470 code for a protein of 889 amino acids. The record is from RefSeq and is a predicted model, not a curated record. The transcript has 7 exons.
CACUCCUAGGUCAGUUUGGCCCACUGAUCUACUCGUGUCACAGAUUUUAGAACAGCUCCCUCAGCGCAUGCGCUCACAGCAAAUGUGGGCGGAGUCGAGUCUCCACUAGCCAAUCCUAACGCAGCAGGCGGGGUUUGCGGGAAUACGGGUAGGGAAAAAACACAACGCGUGCCCUGCGGCCAGUCGUUCAGUCUCCACUCGUUCCUGUAACGCGUGGACCUUAGAGGGCGGUGAGAACCGAUGGAGGCUAUGGUCCCGUUCGUCGUGGGAGGGACAGAGGUGGUCCAGGCAGAGUAAUCGGGAUUUUUCCGCGCCGUCAGCUGGAGAGGAAAGUCGAACAGGCUGCAGAGAUUGAAGGGGUGAGUUUCUGACUUCUUUUCCCGGAGUCGAGCUUAGGCCAGCGUUGACUGGGAAAACGCGAAAACCAAGUUGCUGAUUUUUCACGUCGGUUGCGAGUUAAGAAACUCUCCUGACAGUCUGAGGGCUCCUUAGCUUCGAAAGGGACCAGAAGAAGGGAGCAAUUGUUCUCACUUCUCAGAGAACUUCUCUGAGUACCGUUAUUUCGCUGACUUGAGACCUACGUGAUGUUUGUUCACCUUCAUUUGGCUUUGAUGAACGUUUGUGGACUUGGUCACUGUGAGCCAGUAUUAGGAAAUUAGCUGGUCAUUAUUAGAGGAUUAUUCUUCCUCUGGGAAAUCCACACAAACGUGCAUCUUGCCUUAAGAAACAAGGCAAAUGAGAGAAAGCUCUCCGAUGCCUUAAUAUUGGACGUUUGCGGAUUUUCCUCCCGUGACUUUACUAUGAUGAAGCUGUUUGAGUUCCAUGUGGUUUUGUGUGUUCUGGUAUGGACAGCACACGCAUCAGAUUUCAAGUCGUUGUCGUCAGUGGCCACGCAUUUCAGGAAAACACGUAACCAUGCAGAGGAAGGCCAUUCAGAAUCACAGUCAAACAGCAUUGUCAGCGGUUUUAUGGACACUGUUGCACAAUCAAGCCGGGCUGCAGCCAUCUCAGGGAACCUGGCACCUCCUCAGGCAGAUCAAGCUACGGAUUCUUCAAGAUCUCCGGUGAGGAGAGUUGUGAAGGGGCGUAGACCUGUACCAGCCAGGAAACCGGGCAGCGUCCCGGCUCCAGACGCCUUUCCUCCCCGUCAGGGUCCCCAGGUCUCCUCGUUCCGUGUGCCCAAUGGCACCAGCUCCAUAAACGUCCUGGCUGGUUUUGCCGGGAGGAACCGUGUGCUGGUCAUUUCGGCGCCACACGAGUCAGAGGGCUACUACAGGCUGAUGAUGAGUUUGCUCAAGCCGAACGUGUACUGUGAGAUGGCGGACCGACACAUGCAGCAGAUCGUGAUGUUCCAUGAAAAGGGAGAGAUGGGAGGCAAAGUGAGACGCGUCAGCAACCAGGGCACCGUCACAGAGGAGCCGCUAGACCCAGACCUGGUGCCCAGGCUGAUGAGCUUCCUGAAGCUUGAGGAGGGGAAGUUCGGCAUGGUGCUGCUGAGGAAAACUCUGCAGGUGGAGGAGAGAUACCCAUACCCAGUGCGGCUGGAGGCCAUGUACGAAGUGAUAGACCAGACGCCCAUGCGCAGGCUUGAGAAGGCCAGGCAGAAGGGCUUUGUGGAGAGAUGCAGGGCUGCAGGAAUGGAGGGCCAGGUUGUGCAAACAGCAGGCUCCAAGCCUAGUGAGAGACAGAAGGGGGCUAGACCUACCCUUCAGCCCAAGCCCACCCGAAGUACUGCAACCCCACUGACUAUUGUCACCACCACUACAAGACCAACAACUGUACCUAUAGCUACUACAAAACCUCUAACCACAACUUUUGCAGCCACAACCCAGCUGCCUACAACUAUUGCCUCAACCACCCUGCCUACUACACUGCCCUCAACAACCACUACCUCCACCACUCUGCCCACCAGAGCAGAGCGCACAGACCUACAAACACCAUCACACAGACACAAAGCCCCACUAAGCACCUCAGAUCCCACCUACCGACCUGCUACAACCAGCCGACAAAGGGAUCACACUAGCGAAGUAACCUAUCCCUCUAUUACCUCUGCCUUCAUGCCCCAGCAUGGAGACAAACACAAAGACCGCACAGAUAAGAUUUCACCCAGAGCCUCACCUCCUGCACCACACGCCCGCAGGCGGAAGCCCAUCAGGGACAGACUGCCAAAGGGAAAAAACGUAGGGAGGGAGCAAAUCGAUGAGCACGCAGGAGAGCGUGAAGCAGGAAAACCUACUGCAAGUGAACCAGGGGAGAACCUUUUGACCACCAAAUCGGUCAAGGCCACACCUGCCAAAGCUGAGAAGAAGAAAAAGACAGAGAAACCUGAGAAACCUGUGAAGAAAAACAUCGCAGAGAAGAAAGCAUCAAAAGCCUCCAAGGACACAGAGGCUAAUCUUCGCAACAGAAACGCAGCAAAAAAAGCAGACAGCUUGGACGGGAAAGGUGCUGCUGGCAAGCGCGUGGAAAAGCCGACUGAGCCCAGGAGAUCACUGGAGACGUUUCUGAGCUAUUUUGAGAAGAGAAGACGUCUUCUUGUAAUCACUACUCCCAGUGAACAGAAUCGUAUGUACAGUCAGCAGAGGGAUGAGUAUCUGGAGCAGGUGUGUGACAUGGCCCUACGCAAAAUCUCCAUCAUCACUGUUUUUGGGCCCCUCGGCAACGGAACCAUGAAGAUAGAGCACUUCCAGAUGGAGCAGGACAAGCCUGUGCGAGGCCUGCCAGACAGUGAACUCAUCAACCAGGAACUCAUCACGGCUUUCCGGAAGGAGCUUGGCAUGCUUUACAACGACUUCUACAUGGUUUUGACUGACUUUGACAUGAAAGUGAAGCAAGAGUAUGAAGUUCCUAUCAUAAUGAAGGCAGUGUUUGACUACAUUGACACAUUCUCAUCACGCCUCAAAGAGAUGGAGCUUCAGAGGAAGCUUGGAAUCGCUUGCAAGAAAGAGGACAAAUCCAGAUCGCUUGAGAAUUUCCUCUCUAGGUUUCGCUGGAGGCGGCGGCUACUUGUAAUCUCCACCCCUGAUCAUGAGGAGUGGGCCUAUCAGCAGCAGCUUUAUGCCAUGACCAGUCAGGCCUGCAAUCUAGGUCUGCGUCACAUGUCUGUGCUGAAGCUGGUGGGGAAGGCCAUGGAUGACAUGGGUGGAGUCUUGGAGCUCUACCCAAUCAAUGGAAGCGCAACUGUGGACCGUGAGGACCUGUCUGCCUCCCUGGUGCGUGACAUCAGGAACUAUUUCCAAGUUAGUCCGGAGUACUUCUCCAUGCUGCUGGUGGGGAAAGACGGCAACGUUAAGUCCUGGUACCCGUCGCCCAUGUGGUCCAUGUCCAUCAUCUAUGACCUGAUCGACUCCAUGCAGCUCCGCAGGCAGGAGAUGGCCAUCCAGCUCUCACUCGGCAUGCGCUGUCCAGAGGAUGGCUACAGUCACCACGACGGUUAUCAUGAGGGCUACCAUCAUGGUUAUGGCUAUUAAGAGGGCAGUAGAAAAGGCCGCCCUUGGUCUGAGCGCUGAGUGAGUCUUCUUCGUUUACAAUGCAGGGAAAAUGGAAAUCCGAAAAUAAGCAUAAAGCACAGCAGCUGUGGUUACGGCGUGGUCACAGAGAAUUAUCACCAGGAUGGCAUUCAGUUUGAUAGCGUCAGUAUCAUUUUGCUUAGAUGUAAGGCUUCGUGUAAAGGGUAUUUUUUCCUCUCUUUCUCCUUCUUUCUUUCUAUUAGAUGACUCAUGCGUCAUUAGUGAGUUCAGAGAAUCACAGUUUAUGGGAACGCUGGCAGUGACACGGUGUUCUUCUUGUGUUUACUUUGUUGUCUGAAUGUACUCCACUUUAUACGGGUUCAUUUUUAUUUUACUUUUUAGAACAAAACAUCAAAACAUUUGUAGAAAGUUAGUUCCAUUUCUUUUGUGUUUUGUUUUUAUAAUAGUCGUUGUAGAGUGCUAAUCCAAAGGAGUUCUUGUUUUUACAAAC